AUGCCAUAUCACGAAAAAUUAAUGGAUCAUUAUGAGAAUCCACGCAACGUGGGCGCCUUAGAUAAAGGAGAUCCCUUUGUGGGCACAGGACUUGUAGGAGCACCUGCAUGUGGAGAUGUGAUGAAGCUACAAAUUAAGGUUAGCAAAGAGGGGAUUAUUACUGAUGCUAAAUUUAAAACCUUUGGAUGCGGUUCAGCAAUCGCUUCUAGUUCUUUAGUAACUGAAUGGGUGAAGGGUAAAUCUAUUGAUGAAGCAGGCUCUAUAAAAAAUACCGAAAUAGCUAAGGGCUGUUCUGGUAUAGAAUAUUACAUAGAAUACGCUGAUGAGAAGAAUAAAUUUGAUGAAGUAGUAGAAGUUCAAAAUGUCAAAAUACUAAUUGACCCAAAAGCCUUAAUGUAUCUUAUAGGAAGUAUAAUGGAUUAUGUAGAAGAUAAAUUUAAGACUGGAUUUGCUUUUACUAAUCCGAAUGAAAAAGGUAGUUGUGGUUGUGGAAAGUCAUUUAGUGUUUAA
Molecule: messenger RNA, 510 nt
Organism: Didymodactylos carnosus
Lineage: Eukaryota; Metazoa; Rotifera; Eurotatoria; Philodinida; Philodinidae
Source: the annotation of a GenBank genome assembly